CCAGCCCAGCCCAGCCCAGCCCGCGUGCGGGGCGUCCUCGGAGCAGGGCAGGAUAGCAUGAGAGUGGCUGGCCAAAGCCCGUGCUAGAGCCGAGCCAGUGAGCGGCAGACGAGGGGGCAGCACCGCGCACGGCUCCUUCUCUCGGUUCGCCUGCCCUCGGUUGUAGCCUGCCCGGCGGGCUGCCCCACGUGCUCCCUGCGGGGAUGGAGGUGCAAGUUGGGCUCAACAGCGUGCAUUCCCGGCCGGGGGGCAGAACCUUCCGGGGAGCGUUCCAGACCUUGUUCCAGAGCGUCCGCGAGGCUUUCCAGAGCCCGGGGGCCGGCCUGCUGGGAGAGGAGCCGGGCACCAACCCUCAGCCUUCCUCCUCUGUCCAGUGCCCACCCGGUGCCCACCUGCAGCAUCAGCAGCAACCAGGCUCCCCCACUUACCUGGCGCUGGAGGAGCAUCCCCAAGGCCAGUGUGCCCCGGCGGCCAAGGUGUUGCAGCCUGAGGAUGAGAGCCCAGCUGUCCCCCCCUCCUCCACCCUGUCCCUGAUGGGCUCCACUUUCCACGGCUGUUCUGGGGACUUCAAAGAUAUCCUGAGCGAAGCAGGCACCCUGCAGCUCCUGCCGCCAGAGACCCAGACCAGGGGCAGCCGUGGCGACGAGGCAUCUGCAACCAAGGAGGACUUUCUUGGGGACAAUGCCAAGGAGCUGUGCAAAGCCGUGUCUGCCUCCAUGGGUCUGGGGGUGGAGGCGCUGGAGACGCCCAGCGAGCUUCUGCCCCGGGAGGAUUGCAUGUUCGCCCAGCCCAGUGGGCACUCCCGGGGUGCAGCAGGCACCCAGCUUGGGGACAGCAAGAAUUCAACAGGGGCUGUGCUCCUGGAAGAGCAGGGCACUAGCCCAGCCUCUUUCAAAGGGCGCUCAGCCACAGGCAGCAGCCACGGGCCAGGUGAGAAUGCCCUGGCUGUAGAAGUGCCCCCUACCCUGUCCCUGUAUAAGAGCUCCCCAGGCCUGGAGGAGCCUGUUGCUUUGCAGGGUCGUGAUUACUACAACUUCCAACUAGCACUCGCCCCUCAUGCCCGUAUCAAGCUUGAGAACCCCCUAGACUAUGGGCCCGGCAGCUCCUGGGCUGCCCAGUGCAGGUAUGGGGGGGACAUGACCAGCCUGGCGCCUCAUUGCCCUUCCUCGGCCCCAGCCUGGCAUUCAUUUUUCACUGAUGAGGGACAGCUCUAAGCCGCUGUUGGCCCUUUCAGCUGUGGGCGAAACCAGGGGCCACCAGGUCAAGAAGGAAGCGACUUCCCAUCCGACAUGUGGUACCCAGGAGGGAUGGUGAGCAGGAUGCCCUAUGCUGCUGCCUCCGGUUGUAUCAAAAGCGAACUCACUCCUUGGAUGGAAGGCUACGCUGGGGCUUUUGGGGAAAUCCGGUUGGAGGCUGGCAGGGACCACGUUUUGCCCAUUGACUAUUACUUUCCACCACAGAAGACCUGCCUGAUUUGCGGCGAUGAAGCUUCUGGGUGCCACUACGGAGCUCUCACCUGUGGCAGCUGCAAAGUCUUCUUCAAAAGAGCAGCUGAAGGUAAACAGAAAUAUCUUUGUGCCAGCCGGAAUGACUGCACCAUCGAUAAAUUCAGAAGAAAAAACUGCCCUUCUUGUCGCCUGCGAAAGUGCUACGAAGCAGGGAUGACCCUGGGAGCCCGCAAGCUGAAGAAACUGGGCAACCUGAAGAUGCAAGAAGAUGGUGAGGGAGCCAACUCAUCCAGCCCAACAGAGGAGCAAACCCCCAAGAUGGUGAUGACGUGCAUAGACGGGUUUGAGUGUCAGCCCAUUUUCCUCAACGUUCUGGAAGCCAUUGAGCCUAUUGUGGUGUGUGCAGGCCAUGACAACAAUCAACCCGACUCCUUUGCUGCCCUACUGACCAGCCUGAAUGAGCUUGGGGAGAGACAGCUGGUGCAUGUGGUGAAGUGGGCAAAGGCCUUACCAGGAUUCCGUAACCUGCACGUGGAUGACCAAAUGGCACUAAUUCAGUAUUCCUGGAUGGGUCUAAUGAUUUUUGCCAUGGGAUGGAGAUCUUUCACCAAUGUUAACUCCAGAAUGCUUUACUUUGCUCCCGACUUGGUCUUUAAUGAGUACCGAAUGCACAAAUCCAGAAUGUACAGCCAGUGUGUGAGGAUGCGACAUCUUUCCCAAGAGUUCGGGUGGCUUCAGAUCACUCCCCAGGAGUUUCUCUGCAUGAAGGCUCUACUCCUCUUCAGUAUUAUUCCGGUGGAUGGCCUGAAGAAUCAGAAGUUCUUUGAUGAACUUCGAAUGAAUUACAUAAAGGAACUUGAUCGUAUCAUCUCUUGCAAGAGAAAGAAUCCCACAUCCUGCUCUCGGCGCUUCUACCAGCUCACCAAGCUCUUGGACACUGUGCAGCCUAUUGCCAGGGAGCUGCACCAAUUUACGUUUGACCUUUUAAUUAAAUCACACAUGGUCAGCGUGGACUUCCCCGAAAUGAUGGCUGAGAUCAUCUCCGUCCAGGUUCCCAAGAUCUUGUCUGGGAAAGUCAAACCCAUCUACUUCCACAUGCAGUGAUGUCGCAGAGGCAAUCUCCUUUCCCCGCCACUCCCUUCCAGCCAUCUCCUGCCUGUUUUCUCUGCACUACUGUACUGCAGUGCCUUGGGGCGUCUCCUCUAAAGAUGCGGUAUACUGUGACGAUGCACAGUGCCAAACUGCAACCUGCUGGGACUUCUUUGAUUUCCAAUUUUUCUGGGGUAUUUCUGAACUGAACUACCCGCCACGGCUUCUGCCUAUGUCUGGAUGGCUCUGCACUUCUAUAAACAUUGUGGCAUGGUGACUUUGUGGGUCUUGUUUAUACCCUUUUGCUUGUGUAUUUUCCACAGUGACUUUUGAUAGCCCAGUGCCACAGGAAGUUUCAGCUUGGGAGAAAUUCCGCCAUUUGUUUGCUCUUUAAAACAAAACAAGAAGUAGGUUAAACAUGCAAGUUGGGAAUGUGGGUUAUUUUUCUGACUAACCUGAGGUAUUUUCCUUUUUAUUUGCAUCAUGUCUUCAAGAGGCAUGUGAAUUAAAAAUGGUGAGACAGGAAAGGGACAGAGAAACAGACCACUUCAAAAUCAGACAGUACAUUUGUGGGGAAAAUCCUUGUUAUCAUCUACUCUGGUCAUGUACGUAGACCCCUAUACCACAACAGUUUGCUCAUACAUGUAGACCCAUAUAUCAUACCAUGCUGACCAUUAUGCCAGACUGCAUUGAGCAUGCACCCAGGCCCAUACACUCUCGUCCUUUCAGCAUCUAAAAGCAGCAUUACGUAUUUACUCACCAAAGAAAUACCCAGUUCACAAUAAUCUUUGGCGUGUUGUCAUGUCAGUAAAAAGCAUUGAUGAAGAUUAAGAUUAUGACUUUUGGAAGAUGAAGACUACAGAGGGCUAACUUCCAUCUAGGGUAUUUUUCCUGUGGACUGUGAGUCAAAUUGGAUCUAAGUCUGUCCAAAGACUGCGCAGACCUCUAGUGAUCACAUUCCAAUUUCGAACAUUUUUUUUCCUCCACACCAGCAAAGAAAUUACCCUCUGGAAACCACUUGUGCAGUAUGAGUGCCUGAAGUCUCCUCUCAUCUCUGCCUCUAGCCUGCACCCUUUGGAUAGCUGAAGUCUCCACUUGUCUCAUCCCAUCAUCUGUUCAGCUCACCAUGGGUGCCUGCAGGUCUAGAUUUUCCAGUGGUGUUUUCAUUUGCCCUUUAUCCAGCAAUUUUGCAGUCUUUCAGAAGCCAACACUGAAAAGAAUCCCAGAAGCAAAGCAGAGGGAACUUUGGCUCUUCGGACUCUAUGAGGCAUAGUGACUUUGGGAUUAUUCUGCAUCUUUUGCAUUCUUUUGGAAACAGUUGUACAUGACCUGAGAUCAGAGGCGAUGUAUGUGGGGGAGCAUGCAAGGUCAUGUGCCCCCCGUCUCCUGAUUUGUUGCUUGACUGUUCCCAGGGAAUGAGCAUGCUGUCUUACUUGGGGGUGCCCAUAGCUUCCCUUAAUGUUAGUAAUUGAUGUCCACCAAGGAAAAAAAACAAGCCCUCUCAAUGUCACUAAAAUCCCUAUAUUGUAAAAUCAGCACCCAAGCAAAGCCCAGACCCAAGCCCCAUGGAGAUGACAGUGUGUCAUCAGACUGCAGCCUGACUACUGAGAUGCCGGCUGGAGAACACUGCCUAACAUGCACACACACUGUCAUUAAAACAAGAACAAUCAGAGGUUUAUCAUUUUCACUUUCUGGCAGCUUUCAGGGUCAGGAGUACAGUAAUUACUCGCUUAACACGUGCCUGCUUAACACGUUUUCGCAAUAGCAUGAUUUUUUUUUAGGGAACGUUUUUCAAAUAACAUGACUGUCCCUGAAAUAACACGAAAAUAAUCAAGUGGCAGACUACUUCAUGCAGCAGCAUAAGUUGGUGAAAACAGUGGUAAUACACAUGAGCGGAUGAAUACACGUGGUCACAGCGCUCCUCCGCUCACUCACGUGUUUAUCUUUGUGUUCUGACAAACUGCAGUGACUUGAGUUGCUAGAUAUCUUGUGUUGCUCAAUAUCUAAUGUUGACGACCCAGGACCAACAAAAAAUUGACUUUGCCACCACCACCUGAAAUGCAACCCCCACCUUUUCCAUUAUUUUUAAUAGGAAAAUUGACCCCGCAUAGCACAUUUUCGCUUAGCACGAACAUGUUCAGAAACGCAUCUAUAGUGUUAAAUGAGGAAUUACUGUAUUUCCAAGAGGAAUGUGUGUUUCUUCAAAUCAGGUUAAAGUUGGCUUGAAAUCAUCCCCCUGGAGUUCCUAAGGACACAUUGGCCCACCUAGGAAUUUUAUUCAGAUUUGGGGAUGGGGUGGGUACUAUACAUGCAGAAAUCUGACCCUGUGUCUCCUGGUGGUUCUGUGCUCACUCCUGAGAACUUCCCCUCAUAUCGUGAGCUCAACAGAGCAACAAGAGCCAUGUUGACAGGACUGGCUGGUGAACCAGGUUUUGAAGAGGAAGAUAUGAGUAUCUUGCAUAAUAGGGCAUCCCACUAUCCCCCAGAAGAUUAAAUUUGCCAUAUGCCUCCUUUAUACACUAGGGCUGUGUCUACAUUGGCCCCUAUUCCGUAAUAGGGAUGCAAAUGUAGCACUUUGGAAUAGGCAAAUCCGCGGG
Molecule: messenger RNA, 5134 nt
Organism: Pelodiscus sinensis (Chinese soft-shelled turtle)
Lineage: Eukaryota; Metazoa; Chordata; Testudines; Trionychidae
Gene: AR
Product: androgen receptor
Biological process (GO): androgen receptor signaling pathway; regulation of DNA-templated transcription
Cellular component (GO): nucleus
Molecular function (GO): zinc ion binding; steroid binding; nuclear receptor activity
Source: RefSeq, a predicted model, not a curated record